Messenger RNA from Erythranthe guttata (spotted monkey flower), 920 nucleotides. Lineage: Eukaryota; Viridiplantae; Streptophyta; Magnoliopsida; Lamiales; Phrymaceae. The record is from RefSeq and is a predicted model, not a curated record.
AUGAGAAAGUGUCCUCGUUCGAUUUUGCAGUGCGUAGACCUACUUGUCCGCGAAAACAUCGCCACUGGACGAACAACAAUAAACGUGAACGCGAAAAAUGCUAACGGCCUCACACCUCUAGACGUUCUUCACAUACAAGAUUCGUACGACGUCAAGAUCAGAGAGAAGCUCGAAUAUGCUGGAGCAAUCGGUGCUCCGCAACGGUCGAAAAAGUUUGAAACAUGUCUCGAACGAGAGAACAAUCUCCAAUCAGAAGAACCUUCUAGAAACUGGUUCAAAUACUUCAAGUUCCAGAUGCAGAGAGACUCCCCUUCCGAAACUCGUAACGCGCUAUUAGUAGUGGCCGCACUAAUAGCCACCGUUUGUUUCCAAGCAGGCACUAAUCCUCCAAAGGGGGUUCUCGAUAAACUGCCACCACCACCAUCACCGCCGCCGCCGCCGCCGCCAAAUCAAGACUCCGACGGUAGACAGCGUAUAGGUCCAGUUGGAGGCUCUGCUCUGGCAGCAUUGGCGGCCAUAUUCGGGUCCCACGCCACGCCGUUUCUUUUCCUGUUCGGCAACUCGUUAGGCCUCACUGCGUCGACGUGCAUUAUAAUAUAUCUCACUUCCGGUUUUCCGUUUCAAAGAGAACUCCACAUAGCGUUGUACUCUACGAUGUUCACUUACGGUUUUGCUAUCAGCACUGCCAUCGAAGGCGUGCGUGCCGAACAGAAAGCGAUGGCUUACGUUCUUGUCUCGAUUGCCUUUGCUCUGCCGUUUGCUCAGAGAUGGCUGCCUCGGUGGGCGAAGAAAGCUCGAAAGUAUUGGAAAAAACGACACGCUAGGGAAUCGAACACCACAUUGUCUAUCGAAAUUUGAUUUUCUAUUAUAUUGCAAGUGUUGAAAAAAAAAAAUCGUCGAAUAUAUAAUAUAUAUCGUCA